Molecule: messenger RNA, 1005 nt
Organism: Camellia sinensis
Lineage: Eukaryota; Viridiplantae; Streptophyta; Magnoliopsida; Ericales; Theaceae
Source: RefSeq, a predicted model, not a curated record
CCCAAGUGGAGAAGGAAUACAACCUAGUAAGCCAUGGAAAUAUUAUCUGAAGAGUUCAAUCUGAUGUGAGUGAGAACGUUGAGCAGCGAAGGAAAGAAAAAGGGUAUCAUCAGAGGAAAAAGAAAGGUAGAAAAAGUGUAACCUUUAGAGGAGGAUUUCAGAGAGGAGCUUUAUUUCGUGGGGCUGUUGCUACAAUUUCAGCUUCGAUGUCUGUUAGUAACAUCUCUGGCAGACAAAAGAAUUUAAUGAAUGAAGCCCAAGAUACAAUUACGAUGGGAAAGGCACUGGGGUUGGAUUUUGAAGGAAAGGAAGUUGAAGCAAUCAGCAAGAUCAUCCAGAUGGAAGAAGAAGAUGAAGCAAGGCUUGUAGGAGAGAUGAAAAAAGAAAGUGUUUAAACCAACACUUUAAGGGUGAAUUUAAGAGAAAUUUGCUACUAAAUGAAGAUUUUAUCAUGGAAUGUGAGAGGCCUUGGAAGGGUUGAGAAAAGACGAAGAAUCAAGGAAGUUCUAAAAGAAAAAAAGGUGGAUAUGGCUAUGCUACAAGAGACAAAAAAAUCGGAGGUUGAUGAUAUAUUUGUUAGGUCACUUUGGCCAAAUGAAUCGAUGGAGUUCAUGGGGGUGGAUGCGGAAGAUAGUGCGGGUGCUUUGCUUUGCAUAUGGAAACCAGAAGUCUUUGCUUUAAAGGAUUGCUGCAGCUCCAGGAGGUUUAUUCUACUUUUAGGUAACCAACCGGGAGUUCAGUCCUAACCUUAAGGCUUGUGUUUCUCUUGUCAACUUUGAUGCGUCCAGGCACCACCUGAUGCCGUGCAUUAUGUAUAGUUGCUGAGUUUUGAUUUAUGCUUUGAACGUCUAUUUAUGGUUGAUUGUAUAUAAUUCCUUCUUCAUUAAUAUUUUUGUUAUCAACCAAUUUGUGGGGUUGAGUCGAGGCAUAUGUGUGUAAACUUUCUGUAUAAUAUUUACUUAGUGUGAAGUUGAGAUCCUGGCAUGUUAGGAAUAGCUCAAUGGA